Anthostomella pinea is the source of this 1548-nucleotide messenger RNA. NCBI's taxonomy places the organism in Eukaryota, Fungi, Ascomycota, Sordariomycetes, Xylariales, Xylariaceae. The record is from the annotation of a GenBank genome assembly.
AUGGAGACCAGUCUGAGAAAGCAGAACUACAUGCCCAUCUCCGAGCGCGAUCUCCACCAUCUCCUUGCCGAAGCCAUCGUCGCGGGUCAAGGGAACGACUCCGUGGAAAUAUCUACCGGAUUGCAAGAAGCCGACCCUUCAGCAUCUGUCAAACCAAUAUGGUUCAACAACCCUCGCUUCUCACACCUCAUCAGCCAUGGUAGUGUAAUGCAGUCGACUUCCAAGGGCACGGGCCCUGAAGCAAGUCUGAAGCAAAAGCUGGCCUCGGCGUCCGGACACAGCGACGCCUGCCAGCAACUCGAACAAGCCUUCACUGUCUAUCUUGGAGCUUUGCUCAAGCUACCCGUAGAAACCAUUACUGCCGAAGACCCGAUCAUCGACCUCGGUAUUGAUUCUCUGGUGGCCGUCGAGAUCCGUGGCUGGCUUGCAGCUGAGGCCGGCCAUGAUAUACCUGUUCUGAAGAUACUGAGCGGAGCGUCGAUCCAACAACUAUGCUCCGAAGCCUGUUCGAAAAUGUCUUUCCAAGAGGAUGUCCCGUCGGCUUCUGCCCCCGCUGCCACACCAGCUGGCCCAACUGUUGCAACUACUGACUCGAGCUCAACCUCUCCUUCCGGAUCCAUUACGUCUCGACGACAAUCUGUCGGUAGCCCGGACACGUUAUCUUCCUCGGGCACAUACACUCCCCCGGAACGGCCGGAGAAGCCAUUGCCAUUGCGAACACACGCUGCUUCGUUCGGACAAACGAGGCUGUACUUCGCCUCGCAGUACCUGGAUGACGCAAGCCCAUUCAACUGCACCACGUCGUAUACGCUAUCUGGGCGUAUUGGUGUCGCCCGGUUUGAAGCGUCUAUCGCUAGCGUUAUGCGACCCCACGAAGGCUUCCGCACCAUGUUUUCUACGGACAGCUUGACAGGGACUGCGAGGCAAGGCAUCUUGGAUGAACUUGAUCUUCGGUUACCACCAUAUCAUCAUGGAUGGCGUGAGCUGGCAGCUGUUCCUGCGAGACUUGGCCAAGUUCUACAACAACCCGCAGUCUUCGGACCCCCCCCCCCCCCCCCCCCAGCACAGCCAGCCGACUUUGCCCUGAAACAAGAGGCGGACCUGACAGCUGGCGAAUAUGACGAGCGCUUAAAGUACUGGCAAGACCAGUUCCCGCACGUGCCUGAGCCAAUGCCUCUGUUUCCGUUCUCCAAAGUCAGUGCACGGAAACCGCUCACAUCUUACGAGAUGCGAGAAGUUGUCUCGUACGUUGACGCGGGGCUAGUUGUUCAGAUCAAGAAGGCCGCUCAGGCCUCGCGAACUACAUCGUUUCACUUCUGGCUGGCAACCUUUCAAGCAAUGUUGAGCCGCUUUCUCGACAUCGAAGAUCUCUGCAUAGGGAUUGUCGAUGCCAAUCGGUCUGAUCCGGCCUUCAGCAACACCAUUGGGUUUCUUCUAGAGAUUCUGCCAGUCCUCUUCCGCGUCAAAGGGAAUCACCAAUUCAAGCAGGUUCUCACCGCAACCCGCGCAAAGCUACGCGGUGUUGACACGUACGGGUGUGCCCUUUGA